This is a messenger RNA of Pongo pygmaeus (Bornean orangutan), 3442 nucleotides long. It is a transcript of the gene ZNF263, whose product is annotated as zinc finger protein 263. The record is from RefSeq and is a predicted model, not a curated record. Gene Ontology annotation, biological process: regulation of transcription by RNA polymerase II; embryo development. The coding region runs from base 528 to 2540 and encodes 670 amino acids. Gene Ontology annotation, molecular function: RNA polymerase II cis-regulatory region sequence-specific DNA binding; DNA-binding transcription factor activity, RNA polymerase II-specific. Lineage: Eukaryota; Metazoa; Chordata; Mammalia; Primates; Hominidae. The transcript has 6 exons. Gene Ontology annotation, cellular component: nucleus.
CCCAGAAUUUCUGGACGCGCCCCGUGGCCCCGCCUCUCGUCUCCAAUUGGUCUCUCGCUUGUCCCGUCCCCGCAGGCAAAUCUUCCCUUCUCAUUGGUAGGUGGUGAGUGUGUGGCGAAACCUGACCUAAUGGGCACUGGAGUUCGCAAAACGUGACCCGGAAGUUGGUCACGAGCAGGCGCCGUGGGCUUGUGGUCGCCUAACUCGUGCGCUGAGACUUCCGGCGUGGGAGCAGAGGUCUGAGUCUUGCGUGGGUCCUCUGUAGGGUGGGAAGCGUGGCGCUCGGUUCCUGCCUCGGGGAAGUCGUGGCGCAGAUGGGCCACGGGGUCGGCGUGGCGGCGCUUGGGACCGACUGAGGCCUAGGCGCCGGAGCCGGCCGCGCCUGGGCUGGAGCGGGGCUCCUCGGCCUGGACUAGGAGCCCCCAGCCCCGGGCUCCUGCUGGCGCCGUCCAUCCUUACAUGGGUUCAGGGCGCCUUCGUAGGCGGGCACGGCUGGUUUCGGGCUAAGGCGCUCUGGAGACCUGACGAUGGCGUCGGGCCCGGUCUCCCAGGAACGGGAAGGGCUCCUGAUAGUGAAGCUGGAGGAGGACUGCGCCUGGAGCCAGGAGCUGCCCCCGCCUGACCCAGGGCCGAGCCCCGAGGCCUCCCACUUGCGCUUCAGACGGUUCCGCUUCCAAGAGGCAGCUGGUCCCCGGGAAGCCCUCAGCCGGCUCCAAGAGCUUUGCCAUGGGUGGCUUCGGCCUGAGAUGCGCACGAAGGAGCAGAUCUUGGAGCUGCUGGUGCUGGAGCAGUUCCUGACCAUCCUGCCCCAGGAGAUCCAGAGCAGGGUGCAGGAGCUGCAUCCGGAGAGCGGCGAAGAAGCGGUGACCCUUGUGGAGGAUAUGCAGAGAGAGCUUGGGAGACUGAGACAACAGGUCACAAACCAUGGGCGGGGAACAGAAGUGCUUUUGGAGGAGCCUUUGCCUCUGGAAACAGCACGAGAGUCACCGAGCUUCAAGCUGGAGCCAAUGGAGACUGAGCGAAGCCCUGGCCCCAGGCUGCAGGAGCUGCUAGGCCCCAGCCCCCAAAGGGACCCCCAGGCUGUAAAGGAGAGGGGGAACGUGGAAGACAAGGAGAUGACUGGGCCCCAGUUGCCUGAGAGCUUAGAGGACGUGGCAAUGUACAUCUCCCAGGAGGAGUGGGGGCAUCAGGAUCCUAGUAAGAGGGCCCUCUCCAGGGACACGGUGCAGGAGAGUUAUGAGAAUGUGGACUCAUUGGAGUCUCACAUUCCCAGUCAGGAGGUCCCAGGCACCCAGGUGGGACAAGGAGGAAAGCUAUGGGAUCCCAGUGUCCAGAGCUGCAAGGAGGGCCUGAGCCCCAGAGGCCCAGCUCCAGGAGAAGAGAAAUUUGAGAACCUGGAAGGUGUUCCGUCUGUGUCCUCUGAGAACAUCCACCCUCAGGUGCUGCUUCCUGACCAGGCCCGAGGGGAGGUACCCUGGAGUCCUGAGCUGGGAAGACCUCGUGACCGGCCGCAAGGGGAUUGGGCGCCUCCCCCAGAGGGUGGAAUGGAGCAGGCCUUGGCAGGAGCCUCAAGUGGCAGAGAACUGGGGCGACCAAAGGAACUGCAGCCAAAGAAACUCCAUUUAUGUCCCUUGUGUGGCAAAAAUUUCUCAAACAACUCAAACCUAAUUAGGCACCAGAGAAUACAUGCAGCUGAAAGACUGUGUAUGGGUGUGGACUGCAGUGAAAUCUUUGGUGGGAACUCACGUUUCCUGUCACUACACAGAGCACACCUGGGAGAGGAGGCCCACAAGUGCCUUGAAUGUGGGAAAUGCUUCAGUCAGAACACCCAUCUGACUCGCCACCAGCGCACCCACACGGGUGAGAAGCCCUAUCAGUGCAACAUUUGUGGAAAAUGUUUCUCCUGCAACUCCAACCUCCACAGGCACCAGAGAACACACACGGGGGAGAAGCCCUACAAGUGCCCUGAGUGUGGGGAGAUCUUUGCUCACAGUUCCAACCUCCUUCGGCACCAGAGAAUUCACACUGGAGAGCGACCUUAUAAGUGUCCUGAGUGUGGGAAAAGUUUCUCUCGGAGUUCACACCUCGUCAUUCACGAAAGAACUCAUGAGAGAGAGAGACUUUACCCCUUCUCUGAGUGUGGGGAAGCUGUGAGUGACAGCACCCCCUUUCUUACAAACCAUGGAGCCCACAAGGCAGAGAAGAAGCUCUUUGAAUGUUUGACUUGUGGGAAAAGCUUCCGGCAGGGCAUGCACCUCACCAGACAUCAGAGAACACACACAGGAGAGAAACCGUAUAAAUGUACCCUUUGUGGGGAAAACUUCUCUCAUAGAUCCAAUUUAAUCAGGCACCAGAGAAUCCACACAGGAGAAAAACCCUAUACCUGUCAUGAGUGUGGAGACAGUUUCUCCCACAGCUCCAAUCGGAUUCGCCACCUGAGAACGCAUACGGGAGAGAGACCCUAUAAAUGUUCUGAAUGUGGAGAAAGCUUCUCUCGGAGUUCCCGUCUUAUGAGUCAUCAGAGAACUCACACAGGUUAGUAACAGCGGGGUUUCUCUUUGCCACAGGUGAGGUGGCAUAUUCAGAGGGGCCUGUUGGCAAGAGCUGGUAUUCCCUGCCCAGCCGACCAAAUGACCUCUGCAUUCUUCAGGUAAUGGGGGCUCAUUGUGAGGGAGGUGCAGAGGCAGCAGAGGAUUGGCAUGAAACUGAAAAGGAGUUCUGUCUGCAUGAGAAAGGAUGGCAAGUCUCUGAGGUGACCUCAGGGUGGAAUUCUCUGUUAAGUCCACCCUGCCUCAGGGUGCUUCUACCCUCUUGGUCUUUUUAAAGCCAAGGUGUGAUUUGGGUGCCUGACUGUCCAGUUUACCUUAACAAGUUUGGGAAUCCAUGUGAUGUUUUUGAUACUUCUUCCUCAUUUGGGACAUUCAGUAGGAGCAUUUGGGCUUCCGGGACCCCUGAGACCAAAGAAGAGGGGCCAAGUGCCCUGGGAAAUCAGCUGAAGGUCAACAAAAGACUGGUUUUGAGUUGCAGCUGUCCCGAAGGCCCCAGUUGGGAAGCCAUGGGCAGUCCAGAUCAAGCCACCACGUGCCCUACGAUUGCCUAACAGGAGUGCCCAUUGGCAGAUCACACAUACAAAUGUGACCUCAGACAAAAAGGAACCAGAGGCCCAAGGGCAAUAAUAAGGUGGAAUUUGCAGGUCAGCCCAAGAAUUGGCAGAGGAAGUAGGUGUCUGAUUACCCUUUGUGGAGAAUGAGAUUCCCCCAACCUGUGUGAGAAAAAUAAACAGCUCUGGAGUCUUCUUCCUGACUCCAGAGGAACAAGAGCAUUCCAGGAAAGAGAGAUUCCCUGGAAAAUUGAAAAUGUGAAUCCUAGGGGGAAAUUGGGGAUUGUGUCUUUCCCUGUUGAAAAUGUUUGGAUGGGAAUAAAUAUCUUCAGGAAACAUAAA